AAUUUAUAACUACUACUAAUACAAGACAAUCCAUCUUUCAGUGGAUUGUGAAUCAACAUUUUCUGCUCUCUUCCUUUCCCCGCUCCACCAACCCUCCGAGAAAAGUGCGCUUACUCGUCCAUCAGAAUGCCUCGUACACUCUCCAAUCUGAAACGCAAGGAUCUCUUCCAAACACAGGGGUUCAUCGCUCAUCAAUGGGUCGAUUCCACCAGCGGAUCGACCUUCGAGGUCCGCAACCCGGCCACGCUGGACCUCCUAGCCACCCUGCCAGAAAUGAACGCGGAAGACACCAAUCAAGCCGUCCAAGCCGCUUACGAGGCAUUCAAGACCUUCAAGAAGACCACAGCCCGCCAAAGAGCCCAGUGGCUACGAAGAUGGUAUACGCUCUGCCUCGAGCACCAAGAUGACCUCGCCCUCAUCCUGACCCUGGAGAACGGAAAACCUCUGGCCGAAGCCAGGGGGGAAGUCCUCUACGCUUCCUCAUUCCUGGAUUGGUUUGCCAGUGAAGCUGAGCGGACGUAUGGGGAGGUCGUCCCUCCUGCCAACCCCAGUCAACGAAUUAUCACGAUCAAAGAGCCCCUGGGGGUAGCCGCCUGCCUGGCCCCAUGGAACUUUCCCUUGGCGAUGAUCACCCGCAAAGUGGGUGCUGCCCUAGCAGCUGGGUGCACGACCGUUUGGAAACCCGCCGGCGAAACGCCGCUGAGUGCUCUCGCCCUCGCAGUCCUCGCCCAGGAAGCUGGCCUGCCCGCCGGCUCAAUCAAUGUGCUCACCACCCUCAACAAAGUCAACGAGGUGGGGUCCGCCUUAUGCGAGAACCGCUUGGUCCGCAAGCUCAGCUUUACCGGGUCGACACGUGUGGGUAAAUUACUCGCACAGAAGUGCAGUGUCAAUCUCAAGAAACUGUCGCUCGAGCUGGGUGGCAACAGCCCGUUCAUCGUCUUUGACGAUGCUAAGCUAGAGACCGCCGUGGAUGCCUUCUUGCUGGCCAAGUUCCGGAACGCGGGCCAGACCUGCAUCACGGCCAACCGCGUCUUUGUCCAGGAGGGCAUCUACGAUCGCUUCGCUGCCGCCUUGGUGGAACGCGUCAAGGAUUUGCGAGUCGGCAAUGGCGUGGUCGAAGGGGUGACCAUCGGCCCUUUGACGCACGAGCGCGCGGUCGACAAGGCUGUUAGCCACAUCAACGGUUCGUUCAAUUCAUGCCGGUACAUUGUCGAAGCUGCUAAUCUGUGUCUAUGGAACAGAUGCCACCUCUAAGGGCGCCUCCGUCCUGCUGGGCGGUGCUCCCUGUCAACCUG
Aspergillus aculeatus ATCC 16872 is the source of this 1295-nucleotide messenger RNA. RefSeq lists its product as uncharacterized. The coding region runs from base 127 to 1254 and encodes 375 amino acids. Gene Ontology annotation, molecular function: succinate-semialdehyde dehydrogenase (NAD+) activity. Lineage: Eukaryota; Fungi; Ascomycota; Eurotiomycetes; Eurotiales; Aspergillaceae. The record is from RefSeq and is a predicted model, not a curated record. The transcript has a single exon.